CAAACCAAAAACUAAAAUUUUCCCUUUUUCAUUUCAUUCUUCUCAACCCAAACCAACGUUUUUCUUCAUCGAAUUGGUGCCUUCCGUGGAGCACCGGAUCUCCCUCUUCUCCGCCCAUAACAUUCCAUUUUCUGGCGACUUCGCCGCUUUCCCGAUAUGAAUCCCGAAUAUGACUAUCUGUUCAAGCUCCUCCUAAUUGGAGACUCUGGUGUUGGUAAAUCGUGCCUUCUUCUAAGAUUUGCUGAUGAUUCAUACAUUGAGAGCUACAUAAGCACCAUCGGAGUUGAUUUUAAAAUUCGCACUGUUGAGCAGGAUGGGAAGACAAUUAAACUACAGAUUUGGGAUACUGCAGGACAAGAACGAUUCAGGACAAUAACUAGUAGCUACUAUCGUGGAGCACAUGGAAUCAUUAUUGUUUAUGACGUGACAGAUGAAGAUAGCUUCAAUAAUGUGAAGCAGUGGCUCAGUGAAAUUGACCGCUAUGCCAGUGAUAAUGUUAACAAACUUUUAGUUGGAAACAAGAGUGAUCUGACAGCAAAUAGAGUUGUAUCGUAUGACACAGCUAAAGAGUUCGCUGAUCAAAUUGGAAUACCUUUCAUGGAAACGAGUGCAAAAGAUGCUACAAAUGUGGAAGAUGCUUUCAUGGCCAUGUCUGCUUCCAUCAAGAAUAGAAUGGCAAGCCAACCUUCUGCGAACAAUGCAAGGCCUCCGACAGUGCAGAUCAGAGGGCAACCUGUUGGGCAAAAAGGUGGCUGUUGCUCUUCCUAACCUGAUGGUGUUGAGAUCCAUUUUCUUUGGUCUGCACUUACCUUUUGCAUGUAAGGGGUAUGUUAUUUCACUAAAUAGUGGACCAGUGUCACAUAAUUCGUCCAGUGGUUUGGGAAUUGUGGCGUAGGUGAUCCCAUUCUUUACAUAUACUCGAAUGCUAUGCUUGUGCUUAGUACUUGUUAAUGAUAAAACUUUAUUCCUACUUUA
Molecule: messenger RNA, 975 nt
Organism: Vigna angularis (adzuki bean)
Lineage: Eukaryota; Viridiplantae; Streptophyta; Magnoliopsida; Fabales; Fabaceae
Product: ras-related protein RABD2a
Exons: 8
Coding region: 157-768 (203 amino acids)
Molecular function (GO): GTPase activity; GTP binding
Source: RefSeq, a predicted model, not a curated record